GGGUGUACGUGCAUGUACCGAAACUUUCUUCAACCCACCAUAAAGCCGGCUUCUGGGCCGCUCCAAGUCUUUCAUUUUUCUUCUCUCUUCUUCGCCAUUUUUUUUCCCUAUCUCAUAGGGUUUGAUCCAUCUCCUUCGCCUUUCUCUCAUGCAUUCACCAUCUCAGGCUGAAUUCGUCUUGCUGUUGUUCUUCCUCUUCGUUUCCGCUCUCCUUUUUGCUCUCUUUCGAGGGUUUUUGGGUGCAAAUCCGUGCAGAUUCCACUUCCCAGGGUUUUUUGAGCUAUACUCAUGUCGAAGCUCUUCGAAUAUUCCGGUAGUGAAGACUUUUGUCCUGGGAGUUCGAUGUACACAAAUCCCAAGGACUCGAGUUUAUUCUUGUCCCUUCCUCACCAUGUUGAUCUCUAUUUUCCCCCUCGCAAGAGGUCUCGCAUCACUGCUCCAUUUGUGUUUGGAUCAAAGGCUAAUGACUCUAUCGACAUUCUUCCAGAUGAGUGCCUAUUUGAGAUCUUCAGACGAUUGCCUGGUGGCAAAGAAAGGAGUGUCUGUGCAAGCGUUUCUAAAAAAUGGCUCAUGCUUUUGAGCACUAUUUCUUGCCACGAAUUGAAGUCUGAGGAUGAGGCAGCCUCGAAGGAGGCUGAAGACAUUGAAAUUGAGAGUGAUGGAUAUCUGUCCAGACGUUUGGAAGGGAAGAAUGCGACAGAUCUGAGGCUUGCUGCUGCUGCUGUUGGAACUGCAAGUCGAGGAGGCUUAGGCAAGCUCGUGAUCCGUGGAAAUAAUCAGAUCAGCAAGGUGACCGACCUUGGACUUAAGGCAAUUGCUCGUGGAUGUCAAUCUCUGAGGGCUCUUUCUUUGUGGAAUCUGUCGUCCAUUGGAGACGAAGGUCUUUGCGAGAUUGCCAAGGUUUCUCACCAAUUAGAGAAGCUUGAUCUCUGUAAGUGUCCUGCUAUAUCUGACAAGGCUGUGAUUGAGAUAGCAAGAAACUGCCCGAAGUUGACCGAUAUUACCAUAGAAUCUUGUGCAAGAAUUGGAAAUGAGAGUAUGCGAGCUAUUGGGCAGUACUGCCCGAAGCUGAAGUCUAUCGCGAUUAAAGAUUGCUCACUUGUUGGAGAUCAAGGAAUUGCCAGUUUAUUGUCUUUGAACACUUGUGCUUUGAACAAGGUGAAGCUUCAAGCUUUGAACAUUUCUGAUGUGUCCCUCGCUGUUAUCGGGCAUUAUGGCAAGGCAGUUACCGACCUUGCCCUCACCGAUCUAAAGAACCUUAGUGAGAAAGGGUUCUGGGUCAUGGGCAAUGGUCAUGGACUACAAAAGUUGAAGUCAUUCACAAUCUCCUCCUGCAAUGGAGUAACAGACAUGGGACUUGAAUCUGUUGGAAAGGGUACUCCAAACUUAAAGCAUUUCUGUCUAAGGAAAUGUUCAUUUUUAUCCGACAAUGGUCUGGUCGCUUUUACGAAAGCUGCCAGGUCGCUCGAGUGCUUGCAAUUGGAGGAGUGCCACAGGAUUACUCAAUUUGGGUUCUUUGGUGUUCUUUUGAACUGCAGUACAAAUUUGAAGGCACUUUCUCUCAUAAGCUGCUUGGGAAUUAAGGACAUUAGCUCAGAAUUGCCCAUCCAAGCAUCGAGCGGAUCCUUGAGGUCGUUGACCGUUCGUAACUGCCAUGGUUUUGGCAACAGAAACCUUGCUUUACUGGGCAAGCUGUGUCCUCGGCUGCAGAACGUCGAUUUUAGUGGACUUGUUGGAAUUGAUGGUUGUGGGUUUCUACCUUGGCUUCAAAACUGUCAAUCAGGUUUGGUGAAGAUCAAUGUCAGUGGUUGUGUCAACCUGACUGACAAAGUGGUUUCAUCCAUAAUCAAGCACCAUGGUUGGACCCUCGAAAUGCUUAAUCUCAAUGGUUGUAGGAAGAUCACCGAUGCUAUCUUGACAUCCAUUGCAAACAACUGCCUGUUAUUAAGUGAUCUUGAUGUCUCGAAAUGUUCGAUCACAGAUUCAGGGAUUGCAGCUCUAGCCCGUUCCACGCAACUGAAUCUACAGAUCUUUUCAGUUUCUAGUUGCUCAUUCGUAUCUGAUAAAAGCUUGGCAGACUUAAUAAAAUUGGGUGAUACUCUUAUGGGUCUGAACAUCCAGCACUGCAAUGCAAUCAGCAGUAGCACUGUUGAUCUGCUUGUGGGGCAGCUAUGGAGGUGCGACGUUCUUUCAUAAAACUGAUAACGAACCUAGUCGAAGAAUUCAGACCGUAACUUGCCAGCUGUUCCGAUCGGGGGCGGCCUGUUCAUUAAGUUUUGGGGUAUAAUCAAUCACCAAGGAUCGAUCAUCCCAGUCCAAUACAAUUCUGGUUCUUUUAUUCCAGGGUAUAUGGCCAUUUCCCUCUCUUUUAUUUUUUUUGCAGAUCUUCAACUCCUUGGAGAUCUGUUGCCUAGUAGAGGGAUGAACCACUUCGGAUGGCCAGUUUUCCCCAAGAACAUUGGUACCAGAAUCCGUGUCGGCUCUGGGUUCGCCCGCCCCUCGAAGUUUGCCACGUCAUAGGUGCAUGUUUUUCCUUUCUCUCUGGUUAAUAUUUUAGUAGUCUAGUUCUAGAAAUUAGUAUGCGUGUCAUGGUUUUGGUUUAUUAGUAGGAUUUUCCUCGAAAGGGUUAGGGAGGGGUCGUUGUCAUUGUUGUGGUUGCUUGUACAGUUGUGAAAGUAUGGUGCCUUCUGUUUCCAUAGGCUUUGGCCAUCACAGCCCAUUUGGGUUGUUUUUUUUUUUCCAAUUGCCAAGCCCUAUUGUUUGCGGUGCCUCUUUCUUUUUUUUUUCCCUCUUUGGUGAACUGUAACUGUACAUGCAAGCUCUCCUCAAACAUGUAAUAAAACCUCACAUCCCUGCCCUUUUGUGUUUGUAUGUCUGCGUCUUUCUUUAUGUAAUGAUAUUUUACAUUUGAGAAUAAAAAAGUUGUCCAUUUUGUAUUCAA
Molecule: messenger RNA, 2941 nt
Organism: Cucurbita pepo subsp. pepo (vegetable marrow)
Lineage: Eukaryota; Viridiplantae; Streptophyta; Magnoliopsida; Cucurbitales; Cucurbitaceae
Product: EIN3-binding F-box protein 1
Biological process (GO): SCF-dependent proteasomal ubiquitin-dependent protein catabolic process
Cellular component (GO): SCF ubiquitin ligase complex
Molecular function (GO): protein binding
Source: RefSeq, a predicted model, not a curated record